AUGCCGGGCUUCACAGACUCUUUCUGGUCAACUGACUAUGCUGGUGGCCUGGGCGUACUGUUUUCGAAAUUGCAGCAAGGUGUCACUGAGAACCAGCAGGUAUUAACAAUAGCAACCUUGCGUGCCGAUGCGGAGGAGAUGUACAGCGAGAGACUUGGUGAUAUUGCGCCUACAAUUGACCGUAUGAGUGGUGGCUUUACUCGCGACGAUGGCGCAAGCGCGUAUGAGGGUGUCCGCGCCGAGAUGGUUGAGGCGACGAAGAACCACCAGAAGAUCGCGUCUAAUAUCCGUGAAUUAGUCGUUACUCCCUUCUCGCGCUGGUGCGACGCGCAUGCUAUUCGCAUCCAAAAUUCCCAGGAUGAAUUGCAGUCGAAAACCAAAGCACAUGAUCGGCAAGCUGAACUAGUCAAGAAGCUCCGUAGUCAAUACUUCAACAAGUGUCGUUUAGUGGAAGAUCUUGAGGAAGAGAAUAAACUGGCAUUUCAAGACCCUGAGAAAGAGCAGCCAGCACAGAGCAGUCCGAAGCCGCAAAGCCCGCCAAAACUGGUGCUACCAGCCGAUGAUUCGGAAGAUGAGCCAAUCGAGAUCGGGGAUGAGCUAUACUACCCAGAGCAGGUUAAGAAAUUGUUGAGGCACAUGCUGGAAACAAUCAGAAUAGGAGAGACCAAGGUGCCAGUGCUUGGUAUCUAUCAGAAUACUUCAGUGGGGGCGGACAUAGUAGAGUAUAUUCAAAGGGAUAUGAAAGCUACCAGUGUGAGCUAUGCGGAGAGGAUUGGUCAAGAUUUGGUGAAUGCAGGCUACUUGAGAUUGGUCGGAAAUGUGGGAAGCACAUUUGCAAACAGCUCUAAAAUGAAUUAUCAAUGGCGACCGAAGGCAUGGCAAGUGGCUGGUUUGCCCGAGAGGAAGAAGGCUACGAACCGAGUUGGCUCUAUGGCACCACGAAGUGGCACAAGUUCAUCUCAGGAUGGGGGCCUGGACUCACCUGGGGUCGGAUCAAUAACUGAGACUCUGCAAACCUGGAAUCCGCUCAACAACCCUCAUCCUAAUGAGACCCCAGCUGAGAAGCUAAGAAGAGAAUCCAAAGAAGCGGAUGAGAAAUACAAAGCUGGAGUCAAACGACUUGAUCUGCUUCGAUGCAACUUGGAGGAGUCGAUGAUGGAUCACCUGAAAUUCCUCGAGCGAUGCGAACUGGACAGGCUAAAAGCCAUUCGGUCUGUCAUCCUUGACUUCUCGGGUGCUAUCAGCAACGUGAUUCCUGCUUUGCAGAGUCAGGUCGAUAACAUGAUGCUCUAUCAGGAGACGAUUCAACCCCUCGGUGAUCUCCGCUACAUGCUGGAGAAUUAUCGAACCGGAGGCUAUGCACCAAAAGUUGUGCCAUAUGAGAACUAUUACGGUAGUGUCGAGGACCAGACCUUCGGAGUCGACCUCGAGGCACGAGCCAGAGCUGAUCGAAAGCGCGUCCCACUUAUCAUCACCACCCUUCUAACCUAUCUAGACAAUCACUACCCUGACCUCGAAGGCGACGAGGCAAGAAGAGUCAUAUGGCUGGUUGAUGUGCCCUUGGCUGCCACACAUCAUCUACGCAAUGCCAUCAACAACGGCAAAGCUAUUCCCAAAGAAGUCCUUGAACGAUAUGAAAUACCCAUUGUUGCGAGCGUUUUAAAACUGUAUCUCCUUGAAUUACCUGAUUCUCUUGUUUCGUCUCAGGUUUAUGAAAUUAUCAAAACCAUCUACGCCACUACCACUGAUGCUACACCUAAUCCUAUUUCUACCGAAGCUCCUGACUCUGCCCCGCGGAUCAAGGUUCUUCAGUCUACACUUGGCCAGCUUCGGCUGAACAACAUUGCUACCCUCGACGCUAUUACAACACAUUUUACACGGCUUAUCGAUCUCACGUCUGCUGACGAAACCUAUAUCACUAAUCUUGCGCAGACACUGGCUCCUUGUAUUCUUCGCCCACGCGUCGAAAACGCUCUUACAAUGAAUGAGCGUCACGCUUACCGCCUCAUCCGCGACCUUUUCGAUCAUAAGGAGGCCAUUUUUGGAGAAUUGAAGCGGCAGUCGUCUUCGCUCGGCGGCCUCGGCGGGCCAGCUGCUGUUGGGGCAAAUGCUCGACCACGAGCGCUCUCAUCAACCGACGAAAGCAACCGUCGAGCUGCCAUGGAGGCAAGACAAAAAGCAAUCUUAGAACAGCGCUCUAGAGACAGGUCACCAGCACCGGCGAAUCGACAUCGGAGAGAUAAGAGUACAGAUGGAAGCUUGGGCAGAUUUCCAGUUGUGGCAAGUCAGCAAAUUGGAGCAACAAGCAAACCGAAUGUUGGUGGUCAAGCGGGUGGGAAUAGAUAUAGCCUGGAAGUUCCAGGCAGUCAGGAUAGCAGUCCAGUGGUGGAGAAAACAGCGAAGCCUCUACCAAGUCAGCUUCCCAACAUAUCUUCUCAACACAACGAUAUCGCGACGACCAUGAACGGCGCAGCGAACAUGCCGGAUGCAUUUUUUCAGCCUCCUACACCUCCAGAGAAGGAUGCUAGGAUCCCAGCGGCUGUACCCACAGCAGUAGAAGCAGACGUAGAGAAGAAGAAUAGCUUGAAGAGGAGUACGGUAGGAAGUGGUGGAAGAGCAAGGCACAGAGGUGGAGCUGGUUCAGCCAGCACAUCGAGCAUGAUGUCAAGGGGCAAAGGAAGCCUGUCGGACAGGCAUGUUGUGGACAGACAGAUCACCAGCAGUGCACAGGGGGUGACAUUGGAGGAUAGGCCAAUGGAUGACUGA
Molecule: messenger RNA, 2766 nt
Organism: Endocarpon pusillum Z07020
Lineage: Eukaryota; Fungi; Ascomycota; Eurotiomycetes; Verrucariales; Verrucariaceae
Exons: 3
Coding region: 1-2766 (921 amino acids)
Biological process (GO): cytoskeleton organization; small GTPase-mediated signal transduction
Cellular component (GO): plasma membrane; division septum; cell division site
Molecular function (GO): GTPase activator activity
Source: RefSeq, a predicted model, not a curated record